This is a messenger RNA of Chondrus crispus (carragheen), 720 nucleotides long. RefSeq lists its product as hypothetical. Bases 1 to 720 code for a protein of 239 amino acids. Gene Ontology annotation, molecular function: membrane insertase activity. Lineage: Eukaryota; Rhodophyta; Florideophyceae; Gigartinales; Gigartinaceae. The record is from RefSeq and is a predicted model, not a curated record. Gene Ontology annotation, cellular component: membrane. Gene Ontology annotation, biological process: protein insertion into membrane. The transcript has a single exon.
AUGCAGGCCCUCUCGCCGCGCCUCAAAAAGAUUCAGGCCGAUUACAAGGACAACCCAGCCGUGCUCAAUCAGAUGACCGCACAGCUGUACAAGGACGAGCAGAUCAACCCACUCGCCGGCUGCCUGCCCGUCCUGGCCCAGAUUCCGGUCUGGAUUGCUUUGUAUCGCUCCGUGCUUAACCUCGCCAGCGACGACUUGUUGAAGGAGUCAUUCCUCUGGUUGCCCAGUUUGCAGGGGCCCGUCUCCAAGACGGGGCAGGGGCUCAACACAUGGCUCUAUCCGCUAGUCAAUGGUGCCCCGCCUAUCGGAUGGCAUGACGCCCUCUGCUACCUAAUUCUCCCCGUAAUCUUGGUGGCGUCCCAGUUCUAUUCGCAAAAGCUUAUCCAGCCGCCCUCGGAUGACCCACAGCAGCAACAAACCGCAAAGAUUUUGAAGUUCAUGCCACUGCUUAUCGGGUGGUUUUCGCUCAAUGUACCGUCGGGACUCGGUGUAUAUUGGGUCACCAACAACUUACUGUCCACCGCACAAACUGUUUAUAUUCGGAGUCAGUUACCGGAGCUUGCAAAGGCUGCCAUCACACCAGUCCCGAGUGAGACUGUGGCGAGUAGCGACGUGCUACCAAGCUCCAGUACUUUGGAUGAGGCGGACGGUUUCCGAAGUAAUGGCGCCCCGACGAAGACUACGAAACCUAAGUCGAAGAAACGCCGCAAGAGAAGAUAG